This is a messenger RNA of Meyerozyma guilliermondii ATCC 6260, 2190 nucleotides long. It is a transcript of the gene ARG83, whose product is annotated as Arg83p. Gene Ontology annotation, biological process: regulation of DNA-templated transcription. Lineage: Eukaryota; Fungi; Ascomycota; Pichiomycetes; Serinales; Debaryomycetaceae. The record is from RefSeq and is a predicted model, not a curated record. The transcript has a single exon. Gene Ontology annotation, molecular function: DNA-binding transcription factor activity, RNA polymerase II-specific; zinc ion binding. Bases 1 to 2190 code for a protein of 729 amino acids.
AUGCUUUUAGAUACACCAGUUGUUUAUCAAGAUGCCCUCAUCGAAGGUGAGUUCACACGCCUUAUCUGCAGUCCCGUCCGCGAUUCAACCCCAGAUUUCUUCACUUGUGCGACGUUACGGUGCGACGGUGACGCAUGGUUCUACAUGCCCGCCAAGAAUAGAACGUUCAAUGGCUGCUGGACGUGUCGGGAGCGCAAAGUCAAGUGUGACUUGAGAAGACCGGGAUGCUUGCGGUGCAAAAACUCGAAUCUAGAGUGUAAAGGCUAUGAUGUGAAGCUUCGAUGGCUGGUCCAGAUGGGGCUCCAGGGGACUAGAAUGGUAGCCUUGGAUAGCGGAGAUGACGGCGAUGACCCUGGGUCGCAAAGAAGCAGUGUGGAUUUUGUCAAGUACCCUAAAAACAUGGUUUACCUCACUUUUUCACGGUUGAAUCACGAGUUGAAAGCGCUCGAAACAAGUGUGGAAACCGGGGCAAAAGAUGUUGAAAGAGGUCCGUUCGGCGCCUACAACUGGCCCGUUAGCUCGCGGGUGGCUGUGGCAGAAACUGAUGGAGUAGACAUGACUCAGGACCAAACGUCGUGGAUUCAUCAUGAGCUUGUAAAUUCAGCCCGGCUCUCAAUUAUGGCAAUUAAAGGUCCCGAUUACCUUAUUCGAGACCAGAACAUGCUCCAUAUUUUGUAUCCCAAGUUUUUUCCUAACAUAGACUCGGACGACUGGCUCGUUUCACAAACGUUUCUCAACGAAUUGAUGACGCUGCAAGGUCAGGACUUGAUCGUCAAAUCCACGUUUUGGGACCUCCUCAAGCACUUGGACAGCAAACAGUUUGCAUUUCUAAAGGUCUACUGGCACGACAAUUACUGGUCGCUGGUGAUAAUUCCAUAUAUCAACUGUCUAGUGGGCGAGUACGUUUGCAACUAUAACACUUGGAAUGGCCAGUAUAAUGAGAAUUUCUCACCUGCGCAGCUCAUCAAUAACCUCAAGUUGGCGGCUUUGUACCUAGCUCUAGGCAUGGCUGCAUUUUCAUUGGCUAGACACCAACCCCACUAUCUCGCUGUGUGUCUCAAAAUUCGCAAGGUUUGUAGCACCAUUUUGAACAGUCAUUUGGAUGACUACGACAGCAACAGCGAUCAUUUUUCAUACAACCAAAUCGAAUAUGAAAACUUGAUGCUUCUUUGCAUUCUCUUGCAAGUUCAAUUUGACAGUGUUUUUGGAGUAUUCGAAAAUUAUAACCUAGCUUUUGCUAUUGGAGAUUACAUUGUCGAGAACAAAUUCAAGAACCGAGAACUACCAAACCUUCCCAGCUUCUUGGUACACACAUUUACCAUUGCUAGUGUGUUUUACCUGGCAACUUUAGAGGUUAAUGUGUUCAACUACUCCAUCGAUCCUGCCGAUAUAACCGACAAUUAUCGAGAUUUGGAUGAAAAUUACGACUUAAUAGAGGGCCUGAAAGCAGAGGAAGAGCUGAGUCCCAGUGUUGUAUCAUCACCUGGUGCCGUCAAAUCAAUACCAAGUUUGUCACUGAGCGCCAAAAGGCGCAAAAUAGACCGUCUCAGUUUACCAAAUGCUCUUGAACCACUAGUAACUACAGAGUCCAUAUACUUAAUGUGGGGGUACAAGAAACAAAUGUUGGACCUUUUCCUGAGAAUAAUCCACUUGACGAACCACAAGAGUAUAUUCCGAAGCCGCAAAGUGUUUCCUCGAAAUUUUCCCAAAAUUUGUGCUGAAAUGGAGGACGAAUUAAACACCUUUGACGUAUCCAAAUUUGACCUUGCUAGCCCACCAUUUCGCCUGGUACUUCAUGAAGGGUUGUACCGCAAUGCCAAGUGUCUCUACUUUGCCAUGAGAGUAUACUUUACAAGACUAAUUAAAGAGGCUCCAUUGAAAACUUACCAGCAUAUAAUCCGAUCCUGUCUCGAUGAAUUGGAUCAACUAUUACUUGUCAAUGAUAAACCGGGCAGCGACUAUGGUUUCAAGCCGCCAUUCUUCAUCAUCCUAAUUUGCGGAAGUGAUACCGUCGAUCCGGAAUUGCAAGAAAGAAUAAAAAAAUUAUGGAAUAAUUCCCAUUUUGGAUGGGCAAAUCAUUGGCGAGCUAAGCAGAUUUUGUACGAAGUUUGGAAACGACGAGAAGUGGGCGAAGAUGUCAGUUGGAUGGACUUGGUUCGCGAGUGGGAUCUAGUACUCUACAUGGGUUAA